Molecule: messenger RNA, 4037 nt
Organism: Penaeus chinensis
Lineage: Eukaryota; Metazoa; Arthropoda; Malacostraca; Decapoda; Penaeidae
Exons: 18
Coding region: 9-2588 (859 amino acids)
Biological process (GO): microtubule cytoskeleton organization
Cellular component (GO): cytoplasmic microtubule; cilium
Molecular function (GO): microtubule binding
Source: RefSeq, a predicted model, not a curated record
AGGGCGGGAUGUGGAAGAUGGUGUGUGGGGCGCCCCACUGGGACGCUUCAACCAAGAAGAUGUGGAGUCCGGGGCCGCCCGUCCCGCGCGAACCCGUGAAGCUGCCUUUCCUCGAGGUCACGCCCACCACAGUCCUGCAGAGGAUCCGGGACCGCAGCGCCGACGCCCACAGUGACGAGGAUGACCGCAGCUUGGCACUUUGGACCACUGACCCCCUUGACCUGAGCCGCACAGCGCCAAAUGACCUAGGUGGCUAUAGGGGGGUGUACCUCGGCAAGCUACGCCAGGGAUCAUCCUACAGCAGAGGAAUCAGCGUUGAAAAAGGCUACACUCUCCUGCCCAACAAGUAUGCCACCGACGGCCUGGGGAGCGCCAGACGGGACAGGCCGGGGAGUCGGUCGCCUGGCCUCGUGUCGCCGACGCUGCCGAGGAGAAUCAACGCUCUGGCGCCGCUGGAACCAGGCGACGGACUGAUGAUGUCAAGAGCUGGUUCAACGCGCAGUGUCAUCCCGCCGCUCUCAGCCGUGUCAAGACGCUCCAUAAGACAGCAGAGCAGGGAUGAAGACGUUGCUUCUGACCCCGAGGAAGACGAGGAUGAGGACGACGAGAGGUCAGAGUACGACUCCGAGGACGACGACGAAGAGAUCGAGGAAGAGGAAGUGGAGGAAGUCUUGGCGGAGGAAGGGCGGGUGUCGAGGCCCAAGAGCUCGGCCACGACGCGCGACAGCGGCAUUUCGCUCUUCUCGGUCUCGAACGACGGGGAACUGCUCACAGAAAAUGGGAGCGUGCGGGACGAAACGAGGCAACAGGAAGUGACGUCACGCGCUUCGAGCAGACUAGUGCAACCAACGGGCGGUUCCCCCGCCUCCUCAAUCCCCUCCGCCAAUGGACGGAACUCCUACGAACCGGCUCCCACGCGGAUCCGAAAAGCUGGCGACGUGAAAUCCCCUUCGGCCCACUCGCUCCCCAACGACACUUUCCGCUCCAAUGGCUUCGGCGUCGUCGGCAAAGGUUACAACGGUUCCCGAAACAAUACAGGUUACAACAGCCGCUCUCGCAACAACACAGGCGAGAGAGACUUCAGGAGUUUUGACUACGAGAGCGACUUCGAAACAGACGAAGAUGACCCCCACAACAUCACGCUCUCGAACGCCACGCUCACCAAGAUGAAACUCCUGAAGAAGAAGCGGGAGAACCAGCGGGAGAUCGACCGACGCCGCGCUGAGAGGGACACGAAGAGGACGCAGGAGGAGAGGACGAGGAAAUACAGGGAGCUCGAGUUGCAGCACAGUGGGAAUUCUCUGCAGCCGUCGAGGGCUAGCAGUGGCGAUGCGGAACUGGCCGUCCGCCCCAACCUCAGCUACAAGGGGAAGAGAAGCCCCCGCCCCAGCCCCCGCCCCAGCCCCCGCCCCAGCCCCCGGCCCAGCCCCCGCCCCAGUCCCCGCCCCAGCCCCCGCCACAGCCCCGGCCACAGCUCCGAGCCGAGUCCUCGCCACACCUCCCGGAUGCCCAAGUCCAAGAGCCACACCAGCAACCUCAACCGGACGCAGGGCAGGGAGACGCUGGCCGAGAAGCGCCACCGCUCCCUCGAGAGAGUCGCGCCGCAGAGCAACGGGGUCGCCAGCAAUGCCUACAGGACGCCCCAACUCGUCCGCCGCGGCCAGCCGCCUGUGAACUCCGGGAGCAGCCUCAGCAGUAGUCUCGGCACCACACGCCGCACCCCGCGUCGGCCGCCGGUUCGAUCCGUCGAUGAUAUGUCUUCUACCAUGUCUUCUGUGGGCCUCCGGACAGCCAAGCCAGCUUCGUCUUGCUUCAAAGCUCACUUAGAACCCUUCGCAAACCCGCAAGAAGCUCUAAAGCGAGCUCAACAGCUGAUCAAUGCCGGAGACUGGGAGAGUCAGGUUGAAGGAAUCCAAGACAUCGUACGGCUGACAGAGCAUCAUCCCGAAGUGCUUCAGAACGACUUGCAUCAGAUCAACAUGAGUCUCUUGAAGCAAGCCAAAAACUUGCGAUCUCAAGUCUCCCGCGCAAGCAUUCAGGCCUUCACUCUUCUCUUCGAUGUUAUGAAGAGAAAUAUGGAGCCGGACGUGGAGAAGAUCACCAGUCUGCUGUUGCACAGAACGUCUGACACCAACAAGUUCCUUCAGCUGGACAGCAACCACGGCCUUGAUGCGCUCGUAGAAAACGUGAGCCCUAACAAAGCCAUCCCGGCGAUUGUGCAGGAGGGACUAAAUCACAAGAACCCGGCCGUCAGAACCACCGUGGCUCGCCUCCUGACGUACGAGGUGGAGCGACUCGGGGCCAGCAAGGUUCUCUCGGGGCAGAAGGACAUCACGGACCGCCUGUUGCCCGCUGCUGCUAAGCUCGCGCAGGAAGGGAGCUUAGAAACGAGGAAAUAUGCAAAACACAUCUUCCAGCAGUUGUCGCAGCAAGGGAGCUUUGACGCAGCACUGAAGAAAUACGUGUCCCAUAAUGACUUAAGAAACAUACAAAAGUUCCUCGAUAAUUUAUCCAGCGAGGGUCGAACCAUACGGGAGUCGGCUCGUUCCAAGUUCUCCGUGGGAUCACGCUACACACGGACCAUGUAGUAGCGGUACUGUCCGUAGACCUACCUUCGGCAUUUUCACAAAUUAUCAUCGUGGUUUAAUUCUCAUACGAAGGGAAUCAGUUCCUCAUGAAACAUUCACAUUCCAUAGCUCAUUGAUAUUUGUAUUGUACAUUGGAAUAUUGCGGAGGGUCGAUUCGAAAAUGUUUUUGACGGUGGAUAUUUUUUUUUCAAAGAAAAAAGAUAUUGAAUUUGGUCAUGUGAUCUGUGGUUUCGAAGACGAUUUUUGUGGUGGUCGAAGCCUUUUUUCUCUCAAUGAAAACGUGUUUUGAGAGACCACGUGACGCGUGGUUUCAAAAACGAUUUUUGUGGUGUUUAAAGCAGCUCAGAUUUUUUUUUUUCUGAAAAAGAGAAACCAGCAAACAAACAUGUAUGAUUUGGAUAGGUCACGUGAACCAGAGUGUAGAAAAAGCCUUGAAACAAGACAUAUAACUCUUCUUGCUGAAUUCACUUGACUUUUAUCCCAAGCCGGCGUUUAAGCCAACCGAAGUUGCACAAGAAAGGUGAACAAAAUACGUCCAUUUUAGUGCCUCGACUUCAGAGACUUCACGCGGUAUUUCAGUUGUGAUGAAGACUUUGUUCACGACUAAGUUUACUAUUUUCAGUUUGAAUGUUAAAAAUAUAUAUUUAUCGUUUAGAUCAGUGGAUAUGUAUUGAAUUGUGACGAGCAAAUAAAUUGUUAUUGACGUUUCUGUUAAGCUAGAAUUGAGUAUAUACUUUGUAUAUAUGUAUUCACAUAUCAGAGUUAUUUGAAAUAGGAAAUUAAUGGUGGAUUACGUGAGAAUUAUACCCCUUCUGUAUUCUAAAGUUAUUUUGAUAUAUAUAUAUAUUUAUUUUCAUGAUAGGUAAACGCACUUGUAUAUGUGAUCUUUCUAUUUAUUUUCUUAGUAUGCAGGGUUUGUCAUUAAAUAUUCAAAUAAUAUACGGUUAGUUGACGUUAAUAAGAUAUAUAAAAUAUUUAUUUUAAACAAAGCAUUCUUCGUGUUAAAAGAUCUUAUUGAAAUAUAUAUUUACCAGCCUGUGAUAAGUGCCGUCCAAAGUAUGUUUUUUUUUUUCUUUCUAUUUUCAAUUGGUUCAUCUUUUUUGGUUUUGUUUCGUUGCCUUUUACAUAAAGUUAUUGAUUUCAAGUUUCUGAAUAGAUCUCUUGUGAAACUUCCCACUGCUUUUUAUUUAUUGUGAUUAUUUUUCUAUUCUAAAACUGAAUUAUGAUCAUCUACUAUAUGUACUCAGGUAAAAACACACCCGUAUUUUUAAUGUUUAUUUUUUAAUUUUGUAUAAUGUGAUGUAAUUUCAUGCGAUCAUACUUUCUAUAUGGCCACAGCAUAAAAAAAAUUGUCUGCGAUAUGAAGAAAUGUGAGGUUAUCAAUAAAUUAUAUACAUAUAUGUAGAAACCAUAAGUACAUAUAUGCACACACACACACACACACACACA